Messenger RNA from Peromyscus maniculatus bairdii (prairie deer mouse), 1376 nucleotides. NCBI's taxonomy places the organism in Eukaryota, Metazoa, Chordata, Mammalia, Rodentia, Cricetidae. The record is from RefSeq and is a predicted model, not a curated record.
UUCUUCUGUCCACCCCUCCCCCAGCCUGGCUGUGAGCAAUAGACAGAGAGAGGUAGCCAGUUCCUGGUUCAACCAAAAUCGUUGUUUCUACUUUGAAGGUACCAGAGGGGCAGUGCAGAGGACUCAGCUCUGGAAAUGAUGGACAGAUGUUCAUGUCCUGUACCCCUUGUGCUGAGGUGUCCUGUCUUUCAGGUGUGGACGCUCUGGGUCCCCUGUGCUGACGUGUCUCGUCUUCCAGGUGUGGACGCUCUGGGGCCCUCUGUUCUGGGGUAUCCCAUCUUCCAGGUGUGGACACUCUGGGGCCCUCUGUUAUGGGGUAUCCUGUCUUCCAGGUGUGGACGCUCUGGGGCCCUCUGUUCUGGGGUAUCCCGUCUUCCAGGUGUGGAUGCUCUGGGGCCCUCUGUUCUGGGGUAUCCCGUCUUCCAGGCAUGGUUGAUUCCUGCGACCCUUUCAUCUGAUUCUGUGAGAUACUCCCCAGAGAUCAAGACGUCCCCACCACACAUCCUGAAGAAGUUUGCAGUGUGCGACAUCCCUCUCUAUGAGAUCUGUGACUACAACAUCACCAGGGACCAGUGCAAAGACCUCGGAUGCUGUUUCUACAGGGGCGUCUGCUACAAGAAAGCUGUUCCCAGUAGACUGAGUCCCUUGAGACAGGACUGUGUCCCCUUCCCUGGUACAAGACCUGGGAAGUCAGGGAACAGUGACCCAUGGGACCUGCCGGGCACGCUGCCCCACACCAGCUCCUCAGGAAAGAGCUGGAGAAGGGCAGGCAGGGCCGCACUGCCUUCCACCAGUGCCAUGGAGACUGAGCGUUUAGGCAGAUGAUAAUAGAACUCACCUUUCCCAAAGAGGCCGCAAAGGACACCACCAUCAGCAGCAAGGACUUUCUGCUGGAAGCACCCUCCUAUGUCUUGACUUAGGAAGGCUCAGGAGGACUUUCCUCACUCCAGGGGAGGACUGACCCUCGCACACCAGGACCCCUUUCUGUCAUCUAGAAGAAACAACCAGAGCUGAUGUCUUGUUAUUAUUUCUAUUGAGACAAAUUGGUCAUUCUAUAAAAUGCAUUUUUUUCCAUGCUGGCAAUGGAUCCUUGUGUGUUAGGCUAAUGCCCCAUCUAGAAGCCACCACUUUAAAAAAAAUGCAACUUUAUGGGCUUUAGAAUGUUCACAAAGUUGAACAGCUUCUAACACUAUCUAAUCUGAGACCAUCUCACCUCACAUGUUAACAUCUAUUUCCUAAGGCUCCCUCCUGGCCUCGCUGAUUUGUCUGUGGGUUACCUGUUCUGGAUACGUCAUACAAGUAGAAUCACAGAACGUGUGGUUCUUUACCAGUAUGAUUUCCUCCCCCCCCUCUGAUGUACGUGCGCGUGCGUGCGU